This is a messenger RNA of Wasmannia auropunctata (little fire ant), 2596 nucleotides long. RefSeq lists its product as uncharacterized. The record is from RefSeq and is a predicted model, not a curated record. Lineage: Eukaryota; Metazoa; Arthropoda; Insecta; Hymenoptera; Formicidae. The coding region runs from base 236 to 1396 and encodes 386 amino acids. Gene Ontology annotation, biological process: membrane organization. Gene Ontology annotation, molecular function: ATPase activator activity. Gene Ontology annotation, cellular component: membrane. The transcript is spliced from 3 exons.
CGCCCGCACAACGCGUCAUCGAGCGGCGACCGGUCACCGGCGACCACUUCGCAGCUGACGCCAAACUCGAAUCGCGAAUCGCGCGCAGUCUGGUGCUGGCUUUAAAUUGGCGCUGGUGCGACGCACGUCUUCCGGCGUGUCUUCUAGACGAGAUUCGCGACACGGCGGGUUAUUGGCUCGUUACGAGCGUUGUUGCAAGGUUAUGUCCUCCUGUGACGAUAAAAUAUGAACCGGAAUGCAUGAGCAGCAUGAGAUUUACAGUCGACUAAUGAUAUCUAGACCUGUACCUAAAUGUCGAAGAGCUCUAAGACCAGAAGACAGAAAAGAAACCAAAUCUUCAAAUAAUAAUUAUCAAAGUUUACAAAUGGAAAAAAAAACUAGAAAAUCUAGACGACAAAAUUCAUCAAAUUCAUCUGAAACUGAAGAAUUAUCGAGAAAUCUAAGCACUAGUUGCGACACACAAAUUACAGAAAGUUCUAGUAACGACGAUGAAGAGGUACAAUUACAUAAUUCGCAAAAUCGUUCUAGAACUACCUCUCCGGAAAGAAAUAUUUCGGAGAGGCCAAAUCGUUCUAAAACUAUUUCUCCAGAAAGAGAUAUUUUGAGAAAAUACAAAUCUGAAAAGGAAUCAUCGGAGACACAGAAUAGCUUAAUUAAUAGCUUAAUUAAUAGCAGAUAUUUGUAUUUCUCCCUUUUCGUAAUAGUAAUAUAUAUAUUAUAUAUAUUAGAUAUAGGUUCAUUUAUAUUACUUUUAAAAAAGAAUGAAGUCACAGCACAGAAGCAAACACAGUCCAUAAAUAAUCCUACUUUACUAUUAUCUGAAUCAAUCAAAAACAUCAAGGAAACAUUUUCCAAUCAAGAAUCAUAUAUCUGGAAUGAUAUUUCAUCUGCAAUAAACGAAGUGAAAUCAAGAACUCCCAAGGUACCCUCGAUCAUUCUGCUAUUUGCAAAAGAAACAACCACAAUGGAUUGUUUAGCUACUAAAUUGGCAGAAAUGAGCAGAGAUAUUUUACAUGCAGACGAAUAUCUGACAUUUAAGCCAGAAAAUGUUGGAAACGAUGCUGGCGAGAUUAUUAAUGAAUUAAACAAACUUCCUCUAGAAAAAAAGAAGGUUGUGAUGAUUAAGGACAUAUUGAAUAUUAAUACAGAAGCAAUAAAAGAUUUACAUAAUUUAUGCGAUAGACAUAACCCGUUAGUAGCUGAAGCUGUUUACAUUCUUACUAUGCAAACCAACAAUUAUCAAUCUCAACAAAAAAAGCUGAAGUUUGUGGAAGAUCAGAUUUAUGAUAAACUAUCAAAGAGCAUCGAUCAGGAUGUUUUACAGGCACUCGUAACGCGCAUUACAGACGGGGCCAUUAUAUCGGUACAACCUGAGCCACAAAUAAGAUAUUGCUAAUUUGAAAGGAAACAUAUACAGUACCAUAGAACAUUAAUGUAGUUAUGUAAAUAACAAAGUUAGGUAUGUUAUUGUAAAUAAUAAAAUUGUUUAAAGCUAGCGUCCUAUGUGCGGUUCGUUAUUCAAAGAGAUUUGUUUAGAAACUCAGAUUUGUCGCGCUUGCAAUCAUUAGUUCGUUUAUGCUGAUUCAAUAGAACGAUUUUUAAUGAGAUGGCAGAGCGCGAAUCGUUAUGAAUCAAGUCAGUUUGUGUUUACUUCAGACUCGAUUGUAAAAUUUUGACUUAACGUUUUCUAUAGAUGUAAUAGUACUGAAGUAUAAUUGUGUCUGAAUUUUUAUUUGUACUUAAGAAUUAAUAUUAUCAUUAUGUAAAAAAAUAGAGAAAAAACCUACUAACAUUUUAUGAUCCCUUUAUAAACUUAAAUUUCUUCUUAAAACAAACGUUCUUUCUGGAAAUAUGUUUUGGAAUAAUCGUAAGAAGUUUGUAUCUCCUUAUUUUGCCCAAUUUGAUUUUCUAUUAUACAUGUAUCACACAUCACACAGAUAAAUUAUAUAAUGAACCACAAAUCUAAAUAUUAUGAAGAGUUCAUACUUGACAAAUAAACGACGAAUUUUUGUCAAUUUAUUACGAAUCGCAUAUAGUUUGAUGCUAAUUUUAGUAAUGUAAUACAAAAUAUAAAUUAUAUGGAGGAUGUACUUAAUGAUAAACGUAUUAUAUGUAUUAAAUCAUUUUUGAGAUUUUUAAGGUGUUGCUGCAGAGAUAUGUCAGAUCAAAACUGUCAGAACUAAAAAAUUAGAAUAUUUUAAUAUUAGAAAUAUUUUCUACCAUAUUUUUGCAUUAUAUAUAUAAUAAAUGAACUUAUUUAGCCAGAUACAAUAAUAUAUAUUUUUUACUAAUUUAUUUCCAUGAUAAUUUUCUUUGUAUCUGUAAUAGUAUAUAUUCUACAUUGAUAAUUAUGACAGUUAUGAUAGUCUUUAGUUGUAAAAUAAGGAAAUAUAAGAUCUAUAGAUGUGUUAAUUUAACUUUAUUUUGUUAUGCCAAUGUUACACGAAAUAAAUUUUAUUUUUAGCGAUUUUUCUCUAAUCACAAUUUCGUACUUCUAUUUUCGAAAAAUAUAACGACACUGUUGUACGUAGCGAUUUCACGCAUAUUUCCGAAUGACAUAUUUAUUCAGCUUCAAAAUAAAAUACAAUAAUUAGGA